Messenger RNA from Macrobrachium nipponense, 1521 nucleotides. RefSeq names its product UDP-glycosyltransferase UGT5-like. Gene Ontology annotation, molecular function: UDP-glycosyltransferase activity. The record is from RefSeq and is a predicted model, not a curated record. NCBI's taxonomy places the organism in Eukaryota, Metazoa, Arthropoda, Malacostraca, Decapoda, Palaemonidae.
GUGACUUUCGUGACUGCAUACACGCAAGAAGAAUCGCGGAAGAAUCCGAACAUCACUGAAAUAUGGGUUCCCGAAGGAGACGCCAAUCGACUUAACCAGAACCGAUUCAACACGUCGACGAUCAGGCUUGUAGCUCAGUUAGUAGAGUUUGUACCUUUGUGCAUAGAAUCCCUGGGGAAUAACCAAGUACAGGGAUUGUUACGAGACGAAUUUGAUGUCGUCUUGUUGUCGCCAUUCAACGAUUGCUACCUCUCAAUCGUCUUCCAACUAAAGGUUCCUUUCAUCUACGUUAACCCCGUCAGUAUGACGCCCGCCUUGGCUGAGCCUGUCGGGAAUCCAAGCUUCCCCUCAUUUGCGACCGUCCAGAUUUUCGACCACACUCACCCGCUGACUUUCUGGCAGAGGGCCAAGAAUGUGAUGGCAGAAGUUUGCCUUCCCUCACUAGGGAAUUAUUUACUCAGUGACAAGAUGGAGCAAGAAUGUCACAGAAGUGGACUUUGUCCUGAGGAUAUGCCUCCCUUCCCCGAAAUUCAGAGGAAUGUCUCACUGGCGUUUUUGAACAGCGUACGAGAACUGGAGACUCCAGCGCGUCCCCACGUCCCAGCUGUCAUCCAUUUAGGGGGGAUCCACUGCCGCCCUGCGGAACCCCUUCCUAAGGAUCUCAGCGACUGGGUGGAAGGAUCGGGGGAGAACGGCUUCAUUUUCUUCAGCCUUGGGACGGCCGUCAAGUCAGCUGACCUCCCAGAGAGUCACAGACAGAUGCUGGUCAGUGCUUUUGGAUCCCUGAAGCAGCGAGUGCUCUGGAAAUGGGAUGACCCGUCUAUGCCUGGGAUUCCCCGAAACGUGAGAGUAUCAAAGUGGUUGCCACAGCAGGAUAUUCUUGGCCACCCAAAACUUCGCCUCUUCAUAACCCACGGAGGUCUACUGAGCACUUUGGAAUCUCUGUACCACGGGAGACCCUUGCUGGGUAUACCUGUCAUAGGUGAUCAAGAGUCCAAUAUGAGGGACGUGGAACGCCAAGGGUGGGGCAAGACGCUCCUGUGGAAGGAUCUCACUGACGGAAGACUCCUGGAAGGGAUCCUGUCCGUCAUGAAUAACAAGACAAUGCAUGAAAUUGUACAUUCGAGAUCCCUUCUGAUGAGAGACCAGCCACUGACUCCGAAGGAAAUGGCCUUGUUCUGGACAGAGUACGUCGUCCGCCACAAGGGUGCCACACACCUCAGGAGCCCAAUUUCCCAGAUGCCAUGGUACAAAGUCUACAAUGUAGAUGUGUGGGUGAUGUUGGCGACAUCGUUGGCUCUGAUCACAUGGUUCCUCGGCUCGAUACUUCUCGUGGUAACAAGGUUCACAUUCAGGAAAUUAAAGUUGAAAGAGGAUUAAAUAGAAGACUUGUGCAGGACCACGGCACAUCCAAUGUUUCUUUUCAAAACGUGUUGCUUAAUCGAGUCCUUGUAAAUGCUUUCUCACCAGGAUGGUAUCUGAAGUGAUACAUUUAAAGGAUAAAUCACACUUCAGAACUUC